UCGUGGACAGUGUCAAAGUAGCAGCCAGAAGAGGUUGUUGCUAUUUGCUAAGUUGAUAAUUAGUCAUAAAGAAAGAGUUUAGUAUUGCAAAAGGUGGACGGUGUACGCAAUCAUUCUAUCGUUUUAACCACACUCUCUUUUCCGUUAUGCAUACAAUUCAUUGCGCUUUCAGUUUCCAUGUGAUUCCCAUUCUUCCAUUAAUUUCCAUUUCCACCGACCAAACUUCGUAGUAAUUUUGAGUGCAGAUAGAAUAUGACUGUGACAAGUUCAUCUUCUGGGCAACCUCAAUUCAUUGCCAGCACCGGUAACCGGAGUUUGUCGAAUGCGCCGUUGAUUGAAAACUCAGAUACUGAUCAAAUUGUUGUACCUGAUAGUAAAAGCUGGAAAAACUUAUUUGCAUACGUGGGGCCUGGAUUUCUUGUUUCCAUUGCAUAUAUCGACCCAGGAAACUUUGAGACAGAUCUUCAAUCAGGGGCACAAUAUAAAUAUGAGUUACUUUGGAUCAUAUUGGUGGCCUCAUGCGCUGCUCUUCUAAUUCAAACAAUGGCUGCUAAUCUUGGAGUUGUCACAGGAAUGCACCUUGCAGAGCAUUGUAGAAAUGAAUAUUCUCGGGUGCCCAACUUUAUCCUUUGGGUUAUUGCUGAAAUUGCCGUAGUAGCCUGUGACAUCCCUGAAGUAAUUGGGACAGCCUUUGCAUUGAACAUGCUCUUCAACAUACCUGUUUGGAUAGGUGUUCUUCUGACAGGACUCAGUACAUUGAUCCUCUUAGCAUUACAACAAUAUGGGGUUAGGAAACUCGAAUUCUUCAUUGCAUUUCUAGUAUUUACAAUUGCUGCUUGCUUUAUGGUAGAGCUUGGAUACGCAAAACCGGUGGCCAAAGAAGUUGUGACGGGUCUUUUUGUUCCAAAACUUGAAGGACAUGGUGCCACUGGUCUUGCAAUUUCACUCCUUGGGGCAAUGGUUAUGCCGCACAAUCUCUUCCUCCACUCAGCAUUGGUGCUUUCCAGGAAAAUACCUCGAUCAGCUCGUGGAAUCAAAGAAGCUUGCAGAUUUUACAUGAUAGAAAGUGCCUUUGCUCUCGCGGUGGCCUUCCUCAUAAAUAUUUCUGUUAUUUCAGUAAGUGGUGCAGUUUGCAAUUCUUCAAACUUAAGUGCUGAAGAUCAGAAUAACUGUCAGGAUUUGGAUUUGAACAAAGCCUCCUUUUUAUUAAGAAAUGUCUUGGGCAAAUGGAAUUCAAAACUAUUUGCAAUUGCUUUACUUGCCUCUGGUCAAAGUUCUACUAUAACAGGAACAUAUGCAGGGCAAUACGUCAUGCAGGGAUUUCUUGAUUUUCGACUGAAGUCAUGGAUUCGGAAUCUACUAACUCGUUGUAUAGCCAUUGUUCCUAGUUUGAUUGUUGCACUCAUUGGUGGCUCUGCUGGAGCUGGGAAGCUCAUCAUAAUUGCAUCAAUGAUCUUAUCAUUUGAGCUUCCGUUUGCUUUGAUUCCGCUACUCAAGUUCACUAGCAGCAAAACCAAGAUGGGAGAACAUGUCAACUCAAUCACGAUUUCGGCUGUUACUUGGAUCAUUGGUUCCCUCAUCAUGGGCAUAAACAUAUACUAUUUAUUGACUAGCUUUGUCAAGUUGCUUCUUCAUGUCCACCUAAAAAUUGUUACUAAGGUGUUUCUCGGGAUUUUGGGAAUUUCUGGUGUGGCAAUAUAUAUGGGAGGCAUUGCAUAUCUAGUGUUUCGCAAAAAUAAAAAGGUUACACACAUUUUGGCAUUUAGUACACAAGAAGAUCAGCAUGUAGAAAAUGAACAAGGCAAUAUAUCAAUGUAUCAUCUCCCAAGAGAAGACAUAGUAAGCAUGCAAUUGCCUGAAAAAAGUAGUGCUGCAGAAAUUGAUUGAGAAAUAUCUUAGUAAGGUAGAUUAGCUAGAUAGAGUCCUAGUCAAGGAUACAAAUAAGAUCCCAUUUUAUGUUUGUUAAUUUAUAGAAAUUGAAUAUAUGUAAAAGUUAACAUUGCCUGGUGCAAAUUAAGUACCAAGCACAUCACCUUACAAAUAUGUAUAAAGUGACAGAAUCAGUGUGUGAAUACAGAAAAUAGGAUUGGGGUGGGAUCAAUUGUAAUGAGAUGGUGAAAACUAUGCAACUAUGAGGUGAUGUGUAUCUAUGUGUGGAUAACAUAAUUCUGUAGAAGAGAAGGAUCUCUUUGGACUAUUGAUGAGAAGUGCUUCUGGUGUCACUUGGCCAGAAUUGCUAAAGCUUUUGAUUUAUACA
This is a messenger RNA of Cajanus cajan (pigeon pea), 2257 nucleotides long. RefSeq names its product metal transporter Nramp1. Gene Ontology annotation, cellular component: plasma membrane. Gene Ontology annotation, biological process: iron ion transmembrane transport; manganese ion transport. Gene Ontology annotation, molecular function: cadmium ion transmembrane transporter activity; manganese ion transmembrane transporter activity. Lineage: Eukaryota; Viridiplantae; Streptophyta; Magnoliopsida; Fabales; Fabaceae. The record is from RefSeq and is a predicted model, not a curated record.